This is a messenger RNA of Nezara viridula (southern green stink bug), 718 nucleotides long. The record is from the annotation of a GenBank genome assembly. Lineage: Eukaryota; Metazoa; Arthropoda; Insecta; Hemiptera; Pentatomidae.
CUUAUUUCCAUGUGAAAUGCGUAUUGUUUUUUAUGUUAGUUGAACACAGUGAAAAUUUUUAGAUGUCUACGAUAUAUGAUGCUUUUCCGAGAACAUUUAACAAUUGGAUUUCUUCAUAAGAUAGAUGGGACGGUAUUGGUUCCCCAUGCUAAUGGUGGGUCUUCUAAGUGGCACAGCGACCGCUGUAGUCGGCGUCGGGGUCUCCAGGGCGGUAUCAAACUUCAGGGAAGAGAACAAAGUUGUACCAAGAAAAGGGCCCAUUCCAAUGCAGGAUUACAAGAAGUCGAAGCCUGAAGACUACCGGAAGGAAAGAGCUUCAUAAAAAUCAUUGGCAUCAUACUAAAAUAAAAUGCUUAUGCAUUAUCUAGCUUUUAUUGACAGUAAAUAGUUUGUUUAAAACCAAGUGUUAAAAUAACCUGCCAACGUUAGGCCAAUAGUGUGGCGUUGAGGUAUCUUCAGUAAAAGUGAUAAUUUGAUGGAGUAUUUCGAAAAUUCCAACUUCUCACAGAUGUUUAUUGACUAAUAUAAUUUUAUUGAGAGGUAAAUUGUAUUUUAUUGUCAAGUAAUCUAUACAAUUUUCCACACUUAUAAUUGCCCAGCUAUACAUGUAGUAUUGCUAUUGUGACCAUAAUAUCAUAUUUACAGAUAAGAUAAGACCAAAUACAAUAUGUAAAUAAAAUUAAUAGAAAGUAGCAUGAAUAAAUACAUUAAAUAUAAG